AUGCAAGUCCCUCCAGGUUUUAGGCGAAAGGGGGAGAAUCGGGUUUGCCAUCUCCACAAAUCUCUCUACGGGCUCAAACAAGCAUCACGGUCAUGGUUCACGACUUUUUCCACAUCCCUCAUCAACGCCGGUUUUGUACAAUCUAAAGCAGAUUAUUCCAUGUUCACUUACAAACGUGAAAAUUUUCUAACUAUUUUGCUUGUUUAUGUUGAUGAUAUUGUUAUCACAGGUAAUGAUCCAACCAUCAUUACUAUCCUCAAGCAGUACCUAGCGCAUCAAUUUCAAAUCAAGGACUUGGGAUUAUUGAAGUAUUUCCUUGGGAUAGAAGUUGAACGUUCCCCUACUGGAAUUUUUUUAAAUCUAAGGAAAUAUUCGCUUGAAAUUCUCUCGGAUACGGGAAUGUUGGCUUGUAAACCCGCCUCAACUCCUAUAGAGGUCAGUCACCAACUCAAUCCUAACACAGGCGAACUUCUUGCAGACCCUUCCACAUAUGGACGACUCGUUGGUCGCCAGCUCUACCUCACAGUCACUCGGUCAGACAUCACUUAUGUAGUUACUCUUUUUUCGCAAUUCAUGUCUGCACCACGUGACAUGCAUUGGCAAGCCGCGCUUAGGGUCGUACGUUAUCUCAAAAACUCAACAGAUCUUGGCAUACUUUUAUCUACACAUAGUUCUUUAAAGUUACAUGCCUAUUGUGAUGUUGAUUGGGCUUCAUGUCCAACCACAAGAUGCACAACUACGAGAUACUGCACUUUUCUAGGAACAAGUUCCCUAUCUUGGCGAACAAAGAAGCAAACAACAGUAUCACGAUCCUCUUCUGAAGCUCAAUAUCGUGUCAUGGCCAAUGCAGCUAGUGAAAUCACUUGGCUUCAAUUACUCCUAUCAGAAUUAGAUAUACCAAUUCAUCCUGCACAAUUGCAUUGUGACAAUCAGGCGUCUCUUCACAUUGCCAAUAACCCCGUUUUUCAUGAAAGGACUAAACAUGUGGAAAUCGACUAUCAUUUCGUACGAGAGAAAAUCAAUGACGGCACACUACACACUACUUUCGUUCCAUCCAAUCAACAACUAGGCAACUAG
Messenger RNA from Ipomoea nil (Japanese morning glory), 1077 nucleotides. RefSeq lists its product as uncharacterized. The transcript has a single exon. Bases 1 to 1077 code for a protein of 358 amino acids. Lineage: Eukaryota; Viridiplantae; Streptophyta; Magnoliopsida; Solanales; Convolvulaceae. The record is from RefSeq and is a predicted model, not a curated record.